CUAUGAUUUCCACAUUACCUUUGUUUAUUACUUUAAGUUGAUGGUUAAUUCAAAUUAAUUGAUUUUCUUAUAAUGAACGUGAAUAAGAAAAGACUACUUAAAGAAGAUUUGGAAAAAUCUUGCCAGGAUUUAGCUUUAUUUUUACUAGGAAAAAUUUUGGUUCGUAAAAUUGACAAUGAUACUAUUUUAAAAGGACGAAUUGUAGAAACUGAAAGUUACUUAGGAGGUGAAGAUAAAGCAUCACACUCUUACAAUGGCAGGCGAUCGGAGGCAAAUGAGCCUAUGUAUAUGCCCGCUGGAACUUGUUAUGUUUAUAUGACCUAUGGAAUGUACCAUUGUUUUAAUAUUUCAAGUUUGGAACCAGGUGCAGCAGUUUUAUUGAGAGCAUUAGAGCCUGUUUGUGGUUUAGAUGUUAUGGAAAAAUUUAGAGCUGCAAAAUCAAAAUCUCCUAAAUCAUUUAAACCUCUUAAGUUAUGCGAUGGUCCUUCAAAAUUAUGCAUUGCCUUGAAUAUAACUAAAGAUAUUAACAAACUGGACUUGACAGAUCAAAAAAAUGAUGUAUUGUGGCUGGAGGUUGACCCUGCAUUUAAUGAAGAUUUCAAAGUGAUUCAUUCGGCAAGAAUAGGAAUUAAUAGGGCCGAAGAAUGGAACACAAAACCACUGAGAUUUUAUAUUUUGAAUCAUGAGAGUGUUAGCAAACGGGAUAAAGCUGCAGAACAGAAAUAUAAACAAGCUACUUAAGUUUUUGUACUUCAUAUUUGAGAUUAAAGAAUAAAGAAUUUUAUAGUCUCUAGCUACUGAAAAGUAGGUUAAAUAAAAA
Molecule: messenger RNA, 820 nt
Organism: Diorhabda carinulata
Lineage: Eukaryota; Metazoa; Arthropoda; Insecta; Coleoptera; Chrysomelidae
Exons: 4
Coding region: 73-741 (222 amino acids)
Biological process (GO): base-excision repair
Molecular function (GO): DNA binding; alkylbase DNA N-glycosylase activity
Source: RefSeq, a predicted model, not a curated record